AUGGGCACUCUCCAAAUGGUGGCGCCAUUUCUGACGAGUCUACCGGUUCACGCUUUGGUAGCACCAGCGCUUUUCGGGCCGACGACGUUGGUGGCUCUGGCGUCGGUGGCUCUGGCGUCGGUGGCUCUGGCGUUGGUCCCAAGGACGACAGGGAAGACGACGACGACGAGGCCGCCGGCAACUGGGCUGACGACAUUGGUCGCUCUGGCGUUGGUCCCAAGGACGACAGGGGAGACGACGACGACGCCGGCAACGCCGACAACGGUGGCGGCGCUGUGGGCAUAG
This is a messenger RNA of Colletotrichum siamense, 285 nucleotides long. RefSeq lists its product as uncharacterized. Lineage: Eukaryota; Fungi; Ascomycota; Sordariomycetes; Glomerellales; Glomerellaceae. The record is from RefSeq and is a predicted model, not a curated record. The transcript has a single exon. Bases 1 to 285 code for a protein of 94 amino acids.